AUGGAGGAGAAGACUCGUCAGCUGCUUUGUCGAGGGACUGGGGAGGAGAAGAUGGUGCGUUGCAGCACCAAAGAGGAGCGAGAGGUUUCUGGGCAGGUGGAGAAAACUCCACGCUCUGCAAUAUUCAACGACAUCAUAAAAGGGGGCCCCAUCCCCAAAACCUGGACCCACUCCAAGAUAGUCUCCAUCCCAAAACCACUAAAAGACAGCCUCAAAGUAGAAUCAUACCGCCCAAUCUCAUUAAUAAACCAAGACUACAAGAUAUUCACAUCAAUCUUGGCCAACCGCCUAAAAUCUUCCUACACAAGUUAA
Podarcis lilfordi (Lilford's wall lizard) is the source of this 312-nucleotide messenger RNA. The record is from the annotation of a GenBank genome assembly. NCBI's taxonomy places the organism in Eukaryota, Metazoa, Chordata, Lepidosauria, Squamata, Lacertidae.